Molecule: messenger RNA, 954 nt
Organism: Ambispora gerdemannii
Lineage: Eukaryota; Fungi; Glomeromycota; Glomeromycetes; Archaeosporales; Ambisporaceae
Source: the annotation of a GenBank genome assembly
AUGAGCUCACAAGCUCGAAUGCAACUCUUAACUGAGAAAGCGAUAGCUAGUAAACGAUAUUUGUAUGAUGCAAACAAGCAGGAACCACCGUCAUUAGCUUACCUUGAAAAUGCAGUCAACCAAAAAUCAAUAACACUAAAAAGAUCGGAUCCAAAAUUAAUAAUCCUAGAUUUGAACGGUACUCUCGUAUACCGUGACAAAUCACACAACAAUCGAAUAUUUUCACGGCCGUUUUUGAUGCAGUUCUUGGACUAUAUUUUUGAAAGAUUUUAUGUGAUGAUAUGGUCUUCAGCUGCCCCAAAUAACGUCAAAAAAAUUGUUGAUGCAGUCUUUCCGCCAAGACAUUCCAGUAAUUUGGUUGAUAUGUGGGCACGUGAUUCGUUUGGUCUGACGACGUUUCAGUAUCGUCAAAAAUGGCUCACCAUAAAAGACUUGGAAAUUGUUUGGGAGAGGCUUAAUAACCAAAAUAGAAAUCGAGAAAACCCACCAAUAUGGAGUCAAAACAAUACGCUGCUAAUUGAUGAUUCGCCGCUUAAAGCUCAAUUGCAACCGUAUAAUGCCAUCCAUCUUGAUGAAUAUGAUUUAGAACUUCAUCGCUCCAGAAGAGACGAAGAAUUAAAUGAUGCGAUUUUAUAUUUGUCGGAUCUCAGAUAUGAGAGUAACGUUAGUGCAUUUAUAAGAAAAAAUCCUUAUAAACCAAGAUUCAAAUCCAAAGAAUCUUACACGCAAUAUCUAAAUGUAAUAGAACAAAAUGAAUCGUACUAUAGACCCAGCAAUCAAUUUAAUACAACACCGGCAUCAUCAGACUAUAAAAAAUCACGACGAGGAGAUGGAGGAUACGAUGGUAGAGGGUUGUAUCAUAAUGAUAGUAAUAGUUCUCGGCAGAAUCUCAAUAAUGCUCCUGAUGUUAUUGAGCGAAUAGAUGAGUUCGGGCGAAUAAGAAGGGACCAUUAG